Octodon degus (degu) is the source of this 1892-nucleotide messenger RNA. Its product is annotated as lysophospholipid acyltransferase 7-like. Bases 7 to 1236 code for a protein of 409 amino acids. Gene Ontology annotation, cellular component: mitochondria-associated endoplasmic reticulum membrane contact site; membrane. Gene Ontology annotation, biological process: phosphatidylinositol biosynthetic process; lipid modification. NCBI's taxonomy places the organism in Eukaryota, Metazoa, Chordata, Mammalia, Rodentia, Octodontidae. The record is from RefSeq and is a predicted model, not a curated record. Gene Ontology annotation, molecular function: lysophospholipid acyltransferase activity. The transcript has 7 exons.
UGGAACAUGACACCUGAAGAGUGGACGUUUCUAGUGAUUCUUCUCAUCUCCAUCCCGAUCGGCUUCCUCUUUAAGAAAGCUGGACCCGGGCUGAAGCGAUGGGGCGCGGCCGCCGUGGGCCUGGGGCUCACCGUGUUCACCUGCGGCCCCCACACGCUGCACUCUCUGAUCACCGUGCUGGGGACCUGGGCGCUCAUUCAGGCCCAGCCCUGCUCCUGCCGAAGCCUGGCCCUCCUGUGGAUCUUCUCCUACACGCUGUUCUUCCACACCCUCAGCCUGCUGGGCCUGCAGACUAACAUGCACACCUACAUCAUCCAGCUGCUGGUGACGCUGAAGCUGGUGAGUCUGGUCAGAGACAUCCCGGACCAGCACCUGGCCCAGCGGAAGGAAAUGGCUGCGGGCUUCAGCAAGCCACCCGCCCUGGGGCUGCUGCCCGACGUUCCCUCCCUGAUGGAGACGCUGAGCUACAGCUACUGCUACGUGGGGAUCAUGACGGUGGUGCUCAUUGCCCUCUUAGCCAUGGGGAGACCCCCAGCUGUUAGAGAUGGUGUCCCCCAGCCAUUACCUGGCCAGAAUGGCGCCUUAGUUAGUGUCAGGGCUGGGACAGGAGCAGACGUGGGAGGGGCCUGGCUGAGUUGCAUGUCUGUCCCCGCCCUCAUCCCCACCCCCAGUCUGGAGAAGGCAGCUGCCCUGGAGUACGACUAUGAGACCAUCCGCAACUUCGACUGCUACAACGGCGAGUUCUGCAUAAGUAUACGGGAGGGCAUGCGGUACUGGAACAUGACGGUGCAGUGGUGGCUGGCGCAGUACAUCUACAAGAGCGUGCCUACUCGCUCCUACGUCGUGAGGAGCGUCUGGACCUUGCUGCUGAGCGCCUACUGGCACGGCCUACACCCUGGCUACUACCUCAGCUUCUUCACGAUGCCACUGUGUCUGGCUGCCGAGGGCUGUUUGGAGUCGGCCCUGUCUGGGCGGCUAAGCCCCCGGGGCCGGAAGGUCUGGUGCUGCGUGCACUGGUUCUUGAAGAUGCGCGCCUAUGAGUACAUGUUCAUGAGCUUCGUGCUGUUGUCCGUGGAUAACACAUUCCGGUACUGGUCUUCUGUCUACUUCUGCAUUCAUGUCUUGGCACUGGCUUGCUUGGGGAUAGGACUGGCUUUGGGAGGACACUGCCCCAGGGAGCAGAAAAUGGCAUCCCAGGCUCCCAGCCUCACCCCAGAAAAGUUCCGGGGGGAAUAAAUUUCCACAGUGCUCCCUUUCCUAGCCAGCUAAGCUACAAAGCUUUCAUCUCAACAUUCUGUGAAUCAGUGUAGCACACUGUAUCCUUUCCCAGCAAGGGUCCCUCUUGGGCUCAGAGCCUGAAGAGAGUUUCCUUUCCCUCUCCUAACUACCCUGCCUUUGACUGGAUCAAAGCUGGGGCAACUCUCUUCAGAGGUCUCUCUGCUCUCCGGCCUUCUUUCUUGUGCCCAGCUCUGAGAGCAGGGUACUUCUUACCCACGUCUCUCUUUGGCCACACUCCAGCUUGCCACCGUUCAGAGGCGUGCUCUUGUGAAUGAGCUAGUCCAGUAACAAGCACUAGACACAUCUGUGUCUUCCCACAGCAUCAGCAUUUAUGGAGAAGUAGUAAAUUCAAAAGUUGCAUGAAUUUCAUCAGCCUCAUCUGGCAGCAUUCUCAAGUUUUCACUCGGUAGCCAGUGAGCCAGUAAUCAUUGUUUUCCCCAGUCUUAAUAGCCAAAAUAUUCAAGUCCCGCACUCCAGCUCACACCAUACUGUAUACAGCCACAGAGGGCUUAAGAGUAGCUCUGGGCCCGAGACAGAUCAACCGGACAAGAAAAGCAUGAAGCAACAGCGGAGUUCAAGAUUUGAAUAAGCGGAUGUAAAAGAUAUUCACAGAU